AUGGCAUACACCAUGGUGGAUCUGUGCUGGAAGCUGGCCGUCUCCUUUUUUUGCUGUCAAGUUGUCUCAGGAGGAGUUACGAAGGAGGGACAUUAUGUUGCUGCCGUGUAUGAACACGAGUCCAUACUGACUCCUAACCCAACAGCCCUGGUUGAUCGACAGUCUGCGCUGGAACUCAUGGGCAGAAACCUAGACAUCUAUGAACAGCAAGUAGUGGCUGCUGCACGACAGGGAGCACAGAUCAUUGUUUUUCCUGAAGAUGGAAUCCAUGGCUUCAACUUCACCAGAAGCUCCAUUUAUCCUUACUUAGAUUUCGUUCUGCAUUCACACUCUGUGAAGUGGAAUCCAUGCAGAGAGCCAUAUUUGUUCAAUGACACAGAGAUUCUUCAGCGUCUGAGCUGCAUGGCGCUGAAGAACAAGAUAUUCCUUGUGGCAAACUUAGGAACUAAGCAACCCUGUGAGCACACUGAUCCCUACUGUCCAUCGGAUGGAAGAUACCAGUUCAAUACCAACGUGGCAUUCAAUGACGACGGUAUGCUGGUAGCCACGUAUCGCAAAUACAAUCUGUAUUUUGAAUACGCUUUUGAUACCACUCCAGAGCCUGACUAUACAUUCUUUGAUACCCCUUUUGCUGGCAAGUUUGGUAUGUUCACUUGCUUUGAUAUACUCUUUUUUGAGCCUGCAGUGAACCUCAUCAGACAACACAAUUUGAAACAAGUUGUCUAUCCAACUGCCUGGAUGAACCAGCUCCCGCUCCUGUCUGCUGUAGAGUUUCAACAAGCUUUUGCAACAGCUUUCAACAUCAAUAUUUUAGCAGCUAAUAUCCACCACCCUACCUUGGGCAUGACAGGGAGUGGCAUAUACACUCCAGUCAAGUCGUUCAUCUACCACAACAUGGAAAGUUAUGGUGGCAAGCUCAUAGUAGCAGAAAUUCCUGUGAUUACCACAGAUUACAAAAACAAUUUGGAGAGUAACGAAAGAUUCAGAGAGAACUUACAUCACUCAUGCAAGACUUUUACAAGCAUCCCAAUAGAUGAUCAAGUUUGCUUUAAGGAGGGACAAGAGGCGCCUGGCAGAGUAUCAGAAAAAGGAGAUGAACAGUUACCUCCCCUAUUUUAUGCAGAAAUGAUGUAUGACAAUUUUACUUUCGUUCCUGUAUGGGGGGAAAAAGGAGAGCUCCAGGUUUGUGCCAAUACCCUUUGUUGUUACUUAAAUUAUCAGAGAACUGUUUUAACCGAAGAAUUAUACGCUUUGGGAGUUUUUGAUGGGCUCCAUACAGUGCAUGGCACAUACUAUGUCCAGGCCUGUGCAUUAGUAAAGUGUGGUGGUCUCAGCUUUAGCACUUGUGGACAGGAGGUUACAGAUGCCACUGCUCUGAUAGAUUUCCAGCUAUGGGGAAAUAUGAGUACCCCUUAUAUCUUUCCUUUACUGCUGACAUCUGGUAUUACCUUGGACUUUGCUGAUCACAUGGGCUGGAAAAACAACCACUAUUUCAUAAGCAAAAAUAGAACAUCUUCUGGCCUACUGACAGCUGCUGUGUAUGGACGAUGGUAUGAAAAGGACUAGCACAGAUACUUGACUGAAUCAGAAAACAACUGCCCAUAUUUUCAGAGUAUGUAUCUUAACAUAAGUUGUUGAACAUCUGUACUGCCUAGAGCUUCAGGUAUGUUUGUUACAUGACUGACUGAUUAGAUUCCACAUUU
Nipponia nippon (crested ibis) is the source of this 1703-nucleotide messenger RNA. The record is from RefSeq and is a predicted model, not a curated record. Lineage: Eukaryota; Metazoa; Chordata; Aves; Pelecaniformes; Threskiornithidae.